AUGGACAGACAACCAGUUUAUUCCCUCAACGUACUUCCUCCAGAGUAUGAAAAUGAAGACACUCGUGGACAGGUUCAAAAUCAAUUAGAGCAGUUUAUCCUUCAGUUUCGACUGGAAAAUGCCUUUAUUUACAGAGAUCAAAUUCGAGAGAACGUUCUGAUGAAGCAGUACUUCUGUGAUGUCGACGUUGGACAUUUAAUAUCUUUUAACGAAGAGCUGGCCCAUCGGCUGGUAACAGAACCAGCGGAAAUUAUCCCGUUAUUUGAAGCCGGCUUGAAAAAAUGCACCCACCGUAUCGUGUAUCCCGCGUCGAAGGAUAUAUUUGUCCCUGAACACCAACUUUUGCUCCAUUCUUCGGCGGGAGAAAUAUCGAUCAGAAAUCUCGAUGCCCUUACGAUAUCUCGGCUUGUACGUGUACCUGGUAUAGUCAUAGGCGCUUCAGUUUUGGCAUCAAAGGCUACUGCUCUCCACAUACAAUGCCGAAACUGUCGUCAGGUUAAAGUACUUCCUGUUGCCGGAGGAUUUGCGGGAAUUUCUCUUCCCAGAACAUGUGACCGACAAAAAAUACCCGGGGAAGAUGCCUGUCCUCUAGAUCCAUAUGUCGUGGUUCACGAGAGCUCCCAAUUCGUCGAUCAGCAGAUAAUUAAACUUCAGGAGGCCCCGGAUCAAGUUCCAGUAGGAGAACUUCCUAGGCAUGUUCUCAUUUCAACUGACAGAUAUUUGACGAAUCGAGUCGUCCCAGGCUCUAGGUGUAUGAUAACGGGAAUAUUCUCAAUUUACCAGAAUAAGCAAUCUAAAGGCUCAAAUACUACAUCGGCAGUUGCCAUUAGGACACCCUAUCUUCGAGCAGUUGGUAUUCACAGUGAUGUCGAUCUGUCAUCCAAAGGCAACGCUACAUUUUCAGAGGAAGAGGAACAAGAAUUUCUUGACAUGAGCAGGAGGCCCGAUCUCUACAAUGUUUUAGCAGAUUGUAUAGCACCAUCAAUUUAUGGAAACGAGAACAUUAAAAAAGCUAUCGCAUGUCUCCUCUUCGGAGGCUCCAAGAAGAUUCUUCCCGACGGUAUGAAGUUAAGAGGAGACAUAAAUGUGCUCCUUCUUGGCGAUCCUGGUACAGCAAAAUCACAAUUAUUAAAAUUUGUGGAGAAAGUUGCUCCAAUUGCCAUAUAUACAUCUGGUAAAGGUUCGUCAGCAGCAGGUCUGACAGCUUCUGUUCAGAGGGAUCACACUACUCGAGAGUUCUACUUGGAAGGAGGUGCAAUGGUUCUCGCAGACGGUGGAGUUGUCUGUAUUGACGAAUUUGACAAGAUGAGGGAUGAAGACAGAGUUGCAAUUCACGAGGCUAUGGAACAACAAACUAUAUCGAUUGCGAAAGCAGGAAUUACCACGAUACUAAAUGCAAGAACUUCAGUCUUAGCAGCCGCAAACCCCAUAUUUGGACGCUACGAUGACUUAAGAACUCCUGGUGAAAACAUCGAUUUCCAGACUACAAUAUUGUCCCGUUUUGAUAUGAUUUUUAUCGUUAAAGAUGAACAUGAUCGCGGUCGGGAUGAAAAAAUGGCAAAGCACGUUAUGGGAAUUCACAUGGGUGGUCGUGGGAUGGAAGACAAGGCCGAGGCUGAGAUAAGCGUUGAAAAAAUGAAGCGCUAUAUUAGCUACUGCAAAUCUCGUUGUGCUCCCAGGCUCUCACCUGAAGCUGCGGAAAAGUUAUCAUCUCAUUUUGUCUCCAUUCGAAAACAGGUUCAUACCGCCGAAUUAGAAGCGGACGCUCGUUCUUCAAUUCCAAUUACAGUACGUCAGCUAGAAGCAAUAAUACGAAUUACAGAGUCGCUCGCCAAACUCUCAUUAUCUACGGUUGCUUCUGAGUUUCACGUCGACGAAGCAAUACGUCUCUUUCUUGCCUCAACCAUGGACGCGGUUAAGAUGGGCUCAGGACAUGGAUCAAAGGAAAUAAAUGAGGAAGUGCAUAAACUUGAGGAAGAACUAAGACGAAGGUUACCAAUUGGUUGGUCAACUAGCAUGAGCACUCUCAAGCGAGAGUUAUGCGAAGGAAAGGGAUUUAGCGAAGGCGCUCUAACAAGAGUUUUGGCUGUUCUACAAAGGAAAGAUACUAUCACUAUCCGAGGACAAGGGAGUCAAGUUUAUCGAAGUGGGGCCUAG
Blumeria graminis f. sp. triticale is the source of this 2157-nucleotide messenger RNA. NCBI's taxonomy places the organism in Eukaryota, Fungi, Ascomycota, Leotiomycetes, Helotiales, Erysiphaceae. The record is from the annotation of a GenBank genome assembly.